AAAUUUACACCAAUGUUACUGAGAUUAGGGUCAGACUCAUACAAAGCUGCUUAAAAUCCUUUAUUUAGUAAUGUCUCCCUGUGUUGUUUAUUGCCAUAUCUUAGAUUUUAAACAAGUUUUGUUCAUCUUCUCUCAAGUGUUUUUCCUCCUUGGACUGUUCUGGUUUCUACCACCAGCAAGUGCCCAGAGGACAAACACAACUGGCACAUGUCAGACUGAGACUCUAGGAAGAGAAUUCAUCACCUCCUACAUGGACGACUGUGGGAACUCUAGUCAAUUUGAAGUGCAAAUUACUGGCUACUUUGCCUUCACUUCAGUGUCUGUUUCCAUCUCCAAUUACCAGUUUGAUAAGAAGAUUAUGGUAAAUUGGGGAGAGAUGGUGCGGGUCAGCCUACCAGAGUCAGUGGGAAUUAAGGGCACUACCAAUUUCUCCAAUGUGGUCCUAGUCAAGGCUGACAAAGAUAUCUCAGUAGUGUCCGUCAGCAACAAACAUGUGAGCCCUGAGACCACUGUGCUGUAUCCUGUCUCCAGCUUGGGAAAUGAACACUACAUAGUGACUCCCUCUACAGAAUCCUUAGAUAGUUACCCAGAGUUCUCUGUUAUGACAUACCAAGAGCCCAACUCCGUGGAGGUCCAUGUGAAAGGCAAGUUACAUUACCUAAUACAGGACAACUCCACUGGCUCCAGACUGACAAUUAAACUCCACGCUUUCCAAGGCAUCCAGUUUCAAGGCAUAGGAGAUCUGUCUGGCACCAGGAUUGUCUCAGAAAAACCAGUGGCCAUCUUGGUUGGCCAGAGGUGUUUUUGUAAUAACACUAAAUGCAACCAUGUCUUUGAGCAGCUCCUACCAGUUUGCAGCUGGGGUACAAAAUACAUCGUUCCUCCCUUACCCUGGCAGAAAGUAGAUGAAAUAGUCUACAUCACUGCUUCCCGGAACACAACUGUGUUGUAUCAACUAGGGGAACAGGCAGAGACUGUUACUCUAGCAGGAGGCAGUGUACUCCAGCGUCCUGUCAAGCCCUGGAUCCCAGUCUACAUCUCUGCUAAUGUGGGCAUCCAGGUGGUGUUCUACAGCGUGGGUGCACCUCUCCCUAAUUCCUCCCACGCCUUCCUGAUGAAUGUUCCAGAUGUUGCCAGUUACUGCCAGAUGUAUUCUAUAAAUGCCCAGGAGGGCUUCGAGAACUUUGCCUUGAUGGUGGCCAAUACAGCAGAGACUGGCGCCAUCAUCCUAGACAAUCAGCCUGUAAGGGAUGUGGUGUGGAACCGAGUCCCUGGCACUGAGUUCGUUUGGGGCAUGCGUACGCUUGUACCUGCCAACAGAUCCCAUGCUGUGGAACAUCCGCUUGUACCUGCCAACAGAUCCCAUGCUGUGGAACAUCCCAGCUCUCCGUUUGCACUCCUGAGUGUUGGCACUGCCGCCAUGGACAGCUAUGGGAUUCCGGGUUCCUGCAGGAAGAAUGUUACCUUUAAAUGCCAGACUGAGACUCCACAGAUACAAAAGCAGUUGGAGAUGUGCAAAGAUGUCUUUCUGAAGGUACGUGGAAGGGGUUUAUUUGGGUUUUUGAGGGUUUUCACAAAGAGUACACAGAAAACUUUGAGCCUGAGGAUUCUCUGUCUAUCCAGGGGCAACAACAGUGAAUUUUGCUCCUUCGUGAAUUUAACCAUAGUGAAUUUGGAGACCAUGUGUGCCCAGGACAGAGCAGUAUCAUUGGAGGAUUUUGCUGGCCCCUUUGGUCCCUUCCUGAAUAGUUCCACCCUCAGUGCUGGUGGGAACGAGAACAAAAGGGAGGUGGCCUCUGCCGUGACGUUCCUCCUGCAGAGUGUGGAAUUGGCUGCACUGACGGCUGCUUUGAAGUCUCCGGAGAUGAAGACCCAGAACGUGACAACAGAGUCUAUGGCUAUCGAGACGCUCCUCGUUGUCCCGGCUGCAGGUCCCUGUGAUGAGGUCUUCAGACUGAGAGCUCUGAAUGAGACAAUGGACAUUCACUGCGAUACGGUCACCAAAGCAGCCACAGAAGAUUCUUGGGCUGUUGCUUUUAUUUCUUACUUCACCCUGGACUCCAUCAUUGACAAGAGAUUUCUCAAGGAGGGAGAUCUAAUGGCUGAUGAGAAAUUGAGGAAUUGUCACUUGAAUUCCAGGGUGGUGAGUGGGGCUGUCGGAGAUGGGAGGCUCAUGAACCUCUCCAAACCUGUGAACUUCACCCUGCGCCAUAGACAGGCAAAGAAAGAAGAGGAGGAGGCUCUCUGCGUUCACUGGAAAUUCAUAGCUGGGAGAGGCUUCUGGGCUGAGGAUGGCUGCACCGUUCUCCACACGAACAGCACUCACACCAUCUGCAGCUGUGACCAUCUCUCCAGCUUUGCGCUUCUUAUGGGUCACACCGAAGUGGAGGAGAGUUACCCACUGACCAUCGUCACCUACGUGGGACUGACCCUCUCCCUGCUGUGCCUCCUCCUCGCCAUCCUCACCUUCCUCCUGUGCCGCUCCAUCCGCAACAUCAGCACCUCCAUCCACCUGCAGCUCUGCCUCUGCCUCUUCCUGGCCAACCUGCUCUUCCUCACCGCAGUGACUCGCACCAGCAUUCAGGUGGUGUGUGCUGUAAUUGCUGGCUUCCUACACUACCUCUUCCUGGCCUGCUUCACCUGGAUGUUCCUGGAGGGGCUGCACCUCUUCCUCACCGUCAGGAACCUGAAGGUCGUGAAUUACACCAGCACUAGCUGGUUCAAGAAGAGAUUCAUGUACCCGUUCGGCUACGGAUUCCCAGCCCUGGUGGUGGUUAUUUCGGCAGCGCUGAAUCCUGAUGGCUACGGAACUUCCAAACACUGCUGGCUAAGCCUGGACAGAGGCUUUCGUUGGAGCUUCCUGGGUCCAGUCUGUGCCAUAAUCCUGAUAAAUUUAACAUUUUUUCUUGUAACCCUCUGGAUCCUGAGAGACAAACUCUCCUCCCUUAAUGAAGAUGUGUCCACUCUCAAAGACACCAGACUACUGACUUUUAAAGCUAUCGCCCAGCUAUUCAUUCUGGGCUGCACAUGGAGUCUUGGUCUCUUCCAAGUCAGCUCAGCAAAAAUGGUCAUGGCGUAUUUAUUCACCAUUGUCAACAGCCUGCAGGGAGUCUUCAUCUUCCUGGUGCACUGUCUCCUCAAUCGCCAGGUAAUGCCCCUGGCGCGUCAUCAGCCACCCAGUGACUUCACGGGCCUAGGAGUGGCCUGGUCUGAGGGUGUUAGUUACAUGAUGUAG
This is a messenger RNA of Chrysemys picta bellii (western painted turtle), 3235 nucleotides long. The record is from RefSeq and is a predicted model, not a curated record. Lineage: Eukaryota; Metazoa; Chordata; Testudines; Emydidae.